This is a messenger RNA of Acaulospora morrowiae, 219 nucleotides long. The record is from the annotation of a GenBank genome assembly. Lineage: Eukaryota; Fungi; Glomeromycota; Glomeromycetes; Diversisporales; Acaulosporaceae.
ACUAACAAAUCCAAUACUUCCAAGAGCAAGACUAAUGUUUCUAGUAACUCCAAGAUUGAUAAAAAAACAAGUAAAACUUCCGAAGGUCUAGAAGAAAAGCCAGAAAAGGCAUUGGGCGCGGCUCUCAUCGUCGAUUACCGAUUGCUAUGGGAAUAUACUGGCAUUAAUCCGAUAACUUUAUCAAAAGUGGAGAGAACUUAUGGCUUUAGUGGUCGUUGA